AUGAAUCUCUUAUUAUCCGAUGAUUACCUCUUGCAGGAUUACCCCGAGACCAUCACAAAUUGGAUUCGGUCAGGGCGCACCACGAUGAUCCGUUUCGACUACAAGGGCGAUUUUCUGGCGAGCGGACGAGCUGAUGGCGUCGUUGUCAUCUGGGAUAUGGAAACAAUGGGUGUCGCGCGCAAGCUGAGGGGCCACAAAGCUGUCAUCACAUUCCUCUGCUGGUCGCGCUGCGGCAGGUACCUGUUUUCGACCUGUCAAGGGUGGAAAGGGAUACUCUGGGACCUUGAGGAUGGCAGUCGGCUACGAGAGAUUCGUUUCGAAGCGCCUGUAUACAUGGGUAUGCUCCAUCCAUGGAACCAUUUCCAGGUCGUGGUGGCGCUCUUUGCCAAACAGCCUUGCCUUGUCGACAUGACCGAUGGCGUCGAUACGAAAUAUACCUUGUUGUCCGCGCCGAAACGGCCAGAAGGAAAGGUGUCCGAGAAAGAGAUUAAAGCAGACGCCGACGAAACCACGACCUCGGCGAUAUGGACGUUGACUGGUGACCAUAUUCUGGCGGGUACCGUCAGAGGCUGGAUCAACAUCAUCGACGCAUCUUCACGUGAAGUGAUCUACUCCGAAAAAGUCUGCUCAGGCGCCGUCACCUCCAUGCGUCUCACAAGCUCGGGGCGUGAGCUGCUGAUUAAUUCACAAGACCGUGUGAUUCGCACAUUUCGCGUUCCCGACCUGUCUGCAGAGAACCUGGACCUCGAUACGAUACAAUUUGCACUCGAGCACAAGUUCCAAGAUGUCGUAAACAAGCUCGCGUGGAAUAAUGUCACGUUCAGCGCCACGGGGGAGUACGUGGCCGCCUCUGCAUACAACAAUCACGAGCUCUACGUGUGGGAGAGGAACCGCGGCAGUCUGGUGUGUAUGCUCAAGGACCCAAAGGAAGAGCAAGGCGUGAUCGAGUGGCAUCCGUCAAAACCAGUCGUCGUGGUGUGCGGCAUGGAAACGGGACGCAUAUACAUCUGGUCGGUCGUCAGCCCGCAAAAGUGGUCCGCGCUGGCACCAGACUUUGCCGAGGUGGAGGAAAAUGUCGAGUACAUUGAGCGGGAGGACGAGUUUGACAUUUACAACCAGGAGGAGAUUCACCGACGGAGACUGGAUGCGGAAGACGAGGAGGUGGAUGUCAUGACACCAGAUCCAGCCUCGAAAGCCAUGUACAACGGCGACAGCUUUCGGAUGCCGGUUCUCUUCGACGUGGGCAAGAGUGACAGCGAGGAGGAGUUUAUCGAAGUGUCUACCGGCACCAUGCGGCGUCGCAGUCCGGGCGAUGGGCAAGACGAUGAUGACGACGGAGGCACCGUCAAGAAGGCCACGGGUAAGGGAGGUCGCAGGCGGAAGGUGUAG
Molecule: messenger RNA, 1389 nt
Organism: Emericellopsis cladophorae
Lineage: Eukaryota; Fungi; Ascomycota; Sordariomycetes; Hypocreales; Bionectriaceae
Exons: 2
Coding region: 1-1389 (462 amino acids)
Cellular component (GO): Set1C/COMPASS complex
Molecular function (GO): protein binding
Source: RefSeq, a predicted model, not a curated record